AUGCUUAACCGUGAAGAAUACGAGAAAAUUUUCACACCUUGCCUUGGUCCUAAACCGGACGGGUUUGUCUCGGAAGCUUCUAAAGAAGUUGGAAUGGUUAUCAUCAAUAACUUAGCCCUAGUCGAAACCUUAAUGGACUCGGAACGAUGCGCCGAGAUGUUUCCAUGUAUGAUCGCAAGAAAUUCGACUAGUGAAACAAUCUCUAGUGGUAUGGGAGGGACAAGAAACGGUGCUCUUUAUUUGAUGCAAGCAGAGCUUCAGUUGCUAUCACCUCUUGUGCCGGUUCGUCAAGUGACUUUCUUGAGGUUUUGUAAGCAACAUGCAGAAGGUGUUUGGGCGGUUGUGGAUGUCUAUGUUGAUAGAAUUAGCGACCGAGGCGGCUCGGCCUCUGCUCAGACGUCUCUGAGCUGUAGAAGUCUACCAUCUGGUUGCCUUGUGCAAGACAUGCCAAAUGGCUACUCUAUAAGCCAUAAGCUCCAUAGGAAAGAAAAGCAUGUUGAAGCUAGCACAAAGAAUGACUCAAAAGUUCUGAAGAGGCACGAGAGGAUCAUGACUCGAAAGAACAUGGAUGAUUCCGGCGAACCACCGGGGAUUCUCCUAAGUGCAGCCACAUCCGUGUGGAUACCAGUUCCACCGCGACGGCUCUUUGACUUUCUGAGAGAUGUGCUUUUGAGAUCGGAGUGGGACAUUUUAUCCAACGGUGGACCAAUGCAGGAGAUUGCUAACAUCUUCAAGGGCCAAGAUCAAUCCAACUCCGUCUCCUUACUCCGAUCCACCAGUAGUAUGUUGAUACUACAAGAGACGAGCAUAGACGCACCUGUAGAUAUCCCUGCGAUGCAUGCUGUGAUGAAGGGUGCAGAUUCGGCUUACGUGGCUUUGCUUCCUUCUGGGUUUGGUAUUCUCCCAGAUGGUCAAGGGAUGGAGGAAACCGGUUCGCUUCUCACUGUGACCUUUCAGAUUUUGGUUAACUCUCUUCCUACGACUAAGCUCAACGUGGAAUCAAUCGAGACCGUUAACAAUCUGAUAUCAUGCACCGUUCAGAAAAUCAUAGCCGCUCUUAGAUGUGAUAAAUAA
This is a messenger RNA of Camelina sativa (false flax), 1074 nucleotides long. The record is from RefSeq and is a predicted model, not a curated record. Lineage: Eukaryota; Viridiplantae; Streptophyta; Magnoliopsida; Brassicales; Brassicaceae.